This is a messenger RNA of Brassica napus (rape), 644 nucleotides long. RefSeq lists its product as uncharacterized. The coding region runs from base 157 to 375 and encodes 72 amino acids. The transcript is spliced from 5 exons. NCBI's taxonomy places the organism in Eukaryota, Viridiplantae, Streptophyta, Magnoliopsida, Brassicales, Brassicaceae. The record is from RefSeq and is a predicted model, not a curated record.
GUCAUCGCCAUCAAGAGGAGGUUCUCGAGUUGAUUGAUAUAUAUAUAUACAAUUGAGAAAUGUGGAACCUGUAAAAUUAGAGAAUAAUAUCCUUUGGGUUCGAAACUUGCCCAAUCUUCGUUCGUCGUCUGCAUCAGGUGAGGAAAGUGAGAGAUAAUGGCGGGAGGAGGAAACUUUAUUGGGAGAGUGAUUUCAUACGUUGCGAACGAGCUCAUUGUUAAUGGUUUGUCUAACAGCCAUGCUUUCCAAAGAUUUGCUGUGAGGACCUCUAAAAGAAUUGAGAACAUCUCUAAAAUGGCUGCAGAGAGCAAGGAGAAAGUGGCUCAGCAUAUGGAGGAACUUUCCAAAAACUCUGAUACUUUCAAGAAGCCGUGAUAAUUCAGUCUUUCGAAGCGAGGGGUAUUACAUGGAUCAAGCUCAAAUAGUGAGGGGGUGGGGGGAAGGUCUAUUAUGUCUAUAUAUAUAAAAAAAAAAGAAUGCUUGAAUGUAAUAAGCUUGUGGGUUAAAACACGAUCUUUUGAGCUUUUUCUCUUCUUUUUCUUCAAAAAAACACAUUCGGCCGGAGUGGAGUUACUUUGCUUUGUGAAAAUAUGUGAAGUCUUUGCUUCUUAUUCUCUAUUCAUUCGAAGUGUCUCCGUUGCUUA